GUUAGAAGAAAGGAAGCAGAUGAAAGCAGAAAAACUGGAAAGUUGAGUAAAAGAGGUGUUGUAAUGACUUGUAGCAAAUGUGGCACACAAGGACACAAUAAAAGAGGAUGUCCUACAAGAAACCAAGUUGAUCCAAGUCAAUCAACUGAACCAGUUUCUCAGGCAAGAAGUACUGGUCCAAGUCAGUCAUCUGAACCAUCUUCUCAUACACAGGCUACUGAAAGUGGUAGAGGAAAAGGCACAGGAAGAGCAACAAGAGGAAGAGCAACAAGAGGAAGAGCAAGUGGCAGAGGUGUUCCAGCUCAAUCACAUGAAAAUGUUACAAACACAGAGACUGUAAAUGGUAGAGGUAGAGGUAGAGGUACAGGUAGAGGAGCAGGAUCAGGAAGAGAAAUGGCUCAAGAAAGAAAUGUGAAUGAAGGACUAAGUAGAGGAAGAGGAAUGACUCAACAUAGUCAAACUAGUUCAGAAGCAAACUACAGUAGAGGAGGCCUAGGAAGAGGGAAGAGACCAGUAGAACAUGAAGACACUAGUGGAGGACAAACAAGACCUUUUAAAAGGCCAAGAAUGGUAGGUGUUGGCAUAUACCAAGCUAAAGAUGGAUUUACAACUCUCAAUCCUGGAUUGCCAAGUAGAAGAGUCAUCAAUACUGGUACAAAAGUUACAAAGAGGGCUGAUGUUGUCACUGGUGAUAUUGGCUACACACCAGUACGUGGAUUCAAAUGGAAGGGGAAGACAACUAUUACAAGUAGCAACCUGGAAAGAAUGAGGGCUGAAAAGGUUAUCCAAACUAGGUCUGUAGCUGCUGCUAAUGCUGCUAAUAGCCAAGGCCAAACAACUUCAAGUAGAAAAACUUCUGUGCCAUGGAAGUAGGGCAUUUUGAUGUUGUCUUGUUCAUUUUGACAAACAAAAUUUAACUAAGCAUAUAUUUGUGUUGUUUUUUAUUGGAAACAAACUCAAUUUUGGGUGUAACCAAACAAACUUGAAUGGUUGGAAUCAAACUCGAUUAUGAAGUCUUCUUUUU
Molecule: messenger RNA, 1024 nt
Organism: Solanum pennellii
Lineage: Eukaryota; Viridiplantae; Streptophyta; Magnoliopsida; Solanales; Solanaceae
Exons: 4
Coding region: 64-873 (269 amino acids)
Molecular function (GO): zinc ion binding; nucleic acid binding
Source: RefSeq, a predicted model, not a curated record